UUGAACUCCUGAGCUCAAGCAAUCCGCCUGCCUUGGCCUCGAAAAGUGCUGGGAUCACAGGCGGAGUCACUGCACCUGGCCCGACGCUGUUCUCCAGAGUCACCCUGCGCGCUCCGGCCACACAGCCUUUGCAUCGGCGAUUUCCACAGCCAGGAAUGCUGGUCCUCCAGAAUAUUUCUAAGCAUGCUUCCUCACUUCCUUCAGGACUUUUCUGGAAGUGCUUCUCAGUGAGGCCUUCCUCGAUGAUCAAUCCUAUAUAAAAUAGCAACCUCCAUCUCUGCUGGUAUUCAGGGGCCGGCUCGCCCUGCUGUAAGUUUUUCAUAGUAAUCGCCAACAUCAUGAAUUGUCUUUGAGGGGUUUUCUGUCUCCCCACAACUUGAACGCAAUCUUCAUGAGGACAGGGACUUUAUCACCCACCCCCGGUUUUUUUUUUUUUUACUGCAAAACCUAGAACAGCGCUUGGUGGGUAGUAAGUACUCAAUAAAUGUUUGUUGGAUGAAUCCAAUAAGUAAACAAGACAGAGGACACAUGUAGGGAUCCGUCUGUGAACCUUGAGCCCCUGGCUCCUGAGUCCGGCAGUGGGUGCAGUGGCAGCUCCUGUCUGUGAGGGCCCCAGAGGCCGGCAACAGGAUGCCUCCUUGGAAAAUUCACUCAACGCCUUUGCCGCUGAGGCUGUUCCUCUGGGAUGAUCUCUUUGGGGGAUCAUGCUUGGAUAUUUGUCUCAAAGAGUCCCAGGCCAAACCUCAGGGACCUCAGAGCAUUUAGAAAAUUAACACCUCUGCGAGCCUGGUCCAGGCAGAUCCCGUGCAGACGGGAGUUUGUCCCCUUCCGGUCCCCGAGGUCCUGGCUAUGGCCAGCAUGGAGUGACCUGCGUGACCUCUGAGUGCCAGGCAAGGGUUCAGCAGCCAACUCCUCAACUACUUCUGCAGGAUGCUGGCAGCAUAGCCAGCGAGAUGGUUGGAAGCCGUCAGGGCACAGAGAAGGGGCCGAGGGUGCCCUGAGUGUGCAUGGGGGGCAGCCCUGCUGCAGUCCAAGCCUUUGAUUCCCAAGCUCUGUGCAGUUCCCCCUGGACCCUGCCAUGUGGCCCAGCCACCCAUACCUGGGAUAGGGGCAAAGCCAAGCUACUGUCUCCUCCACAGGGAGGCAGCCUGUUUGCUUUGUCCGUUUGCCUUUGCAGAGACCUCGAUCCUCAUGCAAGACAAGCAGCGGCCCUUGUAGGCACACGAGACAAUCCCAAGUGCCAGUGGGAAGGAGAUCCCUUUCCUGAUGGGGCUGCCUCUGCCCAGUCCCUCUCAGCUUCCCCAGGGCCCUGGGGCUCUGCAGGCAUUCAGAAGUGGAAGCCAGCCACAGCCCGGGACUGAAGAGGUUAAUGUGCAGCUGCCUCCGAAUGUUAAUGUGUCUAGGUGAUGUCAGUGAGAGCCGCAAAGGAGGGAGUAGGGAGGGCAGUUGGGCUUGGAGGCGGCAGCGGCUGCCAGGCUGCUGAGGAAGACCCCCUUCCCGACUGCGGGGCUUGCGCUCCUGGACAAGGUGGCAGGCGCUGGAGGCUGCCGCAGCCUGCGUGGGUGGAAGGGAGCUCAGCUUGGUUGUGGGAGCCGGCGACCGGCACUGGCUGGAUGGACCUGGAAGCCUCGCUGCUGCCCACUGGUCCCAACACCAGCAACACCUCUGAUGGCCCCGAUAACCUCACCUCGGCAGGAUCACCUCCUCGCUCAGGGAGCGUCUCCUACAUCAACAUCAUCAUGCCUUCGGUGUUCGGCACCAUCUGCCUCCUGGGCAUCAUCGGGAACUCCAUGGUCAUCUUCGCGGUCGUGAAGAAGUCCAAGCUGCACUGGUGCAACAAUGUCCCCGACAUCUUCAUCAUCAACCUCUCAGUGGUGGAUCUCCUCUUUCUCCUGGGCAUGCCCUUCAUGAUCCACCAGCUCAUGGGCAAUGGGGUGUGGCACUUUGGGGAGACCAUGUGCACCCUCAUCACAGCCAUGGAUGCAAAUAGUCAGUUCACCAGCACCUACAUCCUGACCGCCAUGGCCAUUGACCGCUACCUGGCCACCGUCCACCCCAUCUCUUCCACGAAGUUCCGGAAGCCCUCUGUGGCCACCCUGGUGAUCUGCCUCCUGUGGGCCCUCUCCUUCAUCAGCAUCACCCCCGUGUGGUUGUAUGCCAGACUCAUCCCCUUCCCAGGAGGUGCAGUGGGUUGCGGCAUCCGCCUGCCCAACCCGGACACUGACCUUUACUGGUUCACCCUGUACCAGUUUUUCCUGGCCUUUGCCCUGCCCUUCGUGGUCAUCACGGCCGCAUACGUGAGGAUCCUGCAGCGCAUGACGUCCUCAGUGGCCCCCGCCUCCCAGCGCAGCAUCCGGCUGCGGACAAAGAGGGUGACCCGCACAGCCAUCGCCAUCUGCCUGGUCUUCUUUGUGUGCUGGGCACCCUACUAUGUGCUACAGCUGACCCAGUUGUCCAUCAGCCGCCCGACCCUCACCUUUGUCUACCUGUACAAUGCGGCCAUCAGCUUGGGCUAUGCCAACAGCUGCCUCAACCCCUUUGUGUACAUCGUGCUCUGCGAGACGUUCCGCAAACGCUUGGUCCUUUCGGUGAAGCCUGCAGCCCAGGGGCAGCUUCGCGCUGUCAGCAAUGCUCAGACGGCUGACGAAGAGAGGACAGAAAGCAAAGGUACCUGACACUUCCCCUGCCGCCCUGGACACCUCCAAGUCAGAACACCACAGCAAGCCGUGGGGAGAGAUGCCGAGAGAAACCCAAGACCGCUCUGGGGCAAUGCAGGAAGGUCAGGUGGUGAGGGUUGUUGCAAUGAAAUAAAUACAUUCCAUGGGGCCCACACAUUGCUGGGGAGGCCUGGAGUCAGGUUUGGGGGUUUCAGACAUCAGAAAUCCCUUUGGGGGAGCAGGAUUAGACCUUUGGAUAGAACAGAAGCUGAGCAAGAGAAGAUGUUGGUUUGGAUCAUCGGUUGCACUAUAUCUGCGAGCUCUCAAAUGUCUUCUUCUCAAGGCAAGAGGUGGAAGGCUACUGACUCGGUUUGUUUCAAGUCAGGCAGGGCUGGAGUGUGAGCAGCCGGGACCAUGUUGCACAAGGCCUGAGAGACGGGAAAGGGCCCGAUAGCUCUUUCCCCCCUCUCACUGGUGUGAUGGAAGGCGGCCUUUCUCCCAAGCUGGUGGAUAAUGAAAAAUGAAGCAUCCCAUCUCUCGGCAUUCCAGCAGCCUGUCCAUUUCCCUUUUGCUCUAGAGGAUGCGUGUUUAUUUGAGGGGCUGUGGCACUGAGCCCACAGGAGUAAAAGCCCAGUUUCCUAGGAAGUCUGCUUACUGAGAAUGACAGGGAGAUCUGGGGUGGGUGUGGUUGGGGGGUCUUAAAACUACUAAAAGUUGGCGGCGGGGGGCUUUUGCAGCUUUGGUGACAUUCUCUCCACGGGGCACAUUUGCUCAGUCGCUAAUCCAGCGUGAGUGUCCGUGUGUUCUGCAUGUGCAGGGGCCAUUCUAGUGCCCGGUGUGUUGGCAUCAUCUUCUUGCUCUAGCCCUUCCUCUCCAAAAUAAAAACAAAUAAAGGAAAAUCUCCACCCACA
Molecule: messenger RNA, 3568 nt
Organism: Chlorocebus sabaeus (green monkey)
Lineage: Eukaryota; Metazoa; Chordata; Mammalia; Primates; Cercopithecidae
Gene: MCHR1
Product: melanin concentrating hormone receptor 1
Biological process (GO): neuropeptide signaling pathway
Cellular component (GO): neuron projection; plasma membrane
Molecular function (GO): melanin-concentrating hormone receptor activity; neuropeptide binding
Source: RefSeq, a predicted model, not a curated record